This is a messenger RNA of Osmia bicornis bicornis, 6563 nucleotides long. RefSeq names its product transcriptional coactivator yorkie (gene yki). Gene Ontology annotation, biological process: hippo signaling; positive regulation of transcription by RNA polymerase II. Gene Ontology annotation, molecular function: protein binding; transcription coactivator activity. The record is from RefSeq and is a predicted model, not a curated record. Bases 725 to 2149 code for a protein of 474 amino acids. The transcript is spliced from 6 exons. Gene Ontology annotation, cellular component: cytoplasm; nucleus. NCBI's taxonomy places the organism in Eukaryota, Metazoa, Arthropoda, Insecta, Hymenoptera, Megachilidae.
GAUGGCGAUGCAACUCGAGUAGCAGUUGAACAGACGGGAGUUUCUAGGCCCUGUACGUAAUCGCGUGUCCACGCACGGUGAACGCUAGCACUCGUUUGCUAGACGGCCGGCUAGCAAAACGAGUCGAUUUCUCCUGGUGCGCGAUAUCGGUGGUAAAAGGUGGAGAGGAGACGUUGCUCGUCGAGGAAUUCGAGGGUAUUGUCGAGGAUACCGGUACGAGGGGACCUUGUGGUAGUUGCAACGACGGCGGCAGCGACGGCGGUGGCGGCGGCGGCGGCGACGGCAUUGUCCUGCUUGUUUUGUUGUCUCGCGCGAAACGCACAGGUGGAAAAGAGAAGAAACUAUUGCGUUGUCGAGGAACCGAGGAGUGACGGAGGAGAGCGAGACGACGGUGUGUACGAGUCGUAUAGAGAAGAGACUGGUGGUGUGUCGUAUACGAAUGCUCAUAGGUGUACCGUAAAAGACAACUGCAAACGUCUCGUAAAAGGGAGAAAGAAAGAGAUAGGUAGAGGUAGAGAAGAGAUUUGGUACGGUGGCGAAAGAGAAAGACAAGUACGAGAAGAGAUAGAUAGGAGAAGAGAGGAAAGAAAAGGUGGGAGAGAAAGAGAGACGGAAAUAAAGAAGAACGAAAGGUAGCCAGUGUACAGGACACGAGGAGAGACGAGACGAGACGACAGGGCGAGAGAGAAAGACACGAGAAGCGCAUUAGAGUGCGUGAUCCAAAAUGGCGCUGAACCAGGACGUGGACCAGUUGUCGAAGAGUAAUCUCGUGGUAAGGAUCGAUCAAAACUCUGAAUCGGAUCUACAGGCGCUUUUCGACAGCGUCCUGAAGCCAGACUCGAAGCGUCCGCUGCAAGUACCACUGCGCAUGCGCAAUCUACCAGAUUCCUUCUUCAAUCCACCGUCGACGGGUAGCAAGAGUCCCUCGAUUUCGCAUUCCCGGGAGAAUUCGGCGGAUUCGGCGUUCGGUACAGCGGCCGCAGUGGCGGUCGGUGGUGGUGCACCCGGUGGAAACGCGACCGGUGCCACACCAUCUACCGGGGCAGCAGGUGCAUCUACCGGUGGAAGUGGAAACAGCGGUGGUAGCGGUUCGAACGCUGCAGGUGCGGCUGCGGCAGCAGUCGCGGCCGCGGCCGCGGCUGGCCUAACCGUUGCUCAUCCUCGCGCCCACAGCAGCCCGGCCUCUCUUCAGCAAACCUACGCCUCGGCUCAGCAGGCGCCUCAGCACGCGCCCCAGCCGCACGCGCGUCACCACCAUCACCAGAAGCAACGCAGCUACGACGUCAUCAGUACGGUCGACGACCUGGGUCCCCUGCCACAUGGAUGGGAACAGGCGCGCACCCCCGAGGGACAAAUCUACUUCCUCAACCACCUGACGCGAACCACGACAUGGGAGGAUCCACGAAAAACAGCGGCAGCGGCGAACGUGGCGGCCGUGGCCGCAGCCGUCGACAACGGGAAAUCAACGAGCGCUGCUACAAAUUCCUUAGGCCCGUUGCCCGAUGGCUGGGAACAGGCGCGUACUCCCGAAGGAGAGAUCUACUUCAUUAAUCAUCAGACACGUACCACCUCCUGGUUCGAUCCUAGAAUCCCUACGCAUUUGCAAAGGGCCCCGACUUCUGGUGCUAUGUUACCUCAGAAUUGGCUGCAACAGCAACCCACAGGUGGUGGUAUUCAAAGUAAUCAAACGUUGCAAGCGUGUCAACAGAAACUUCGUCUUCAGUCGUUACAGAUGGAACGCGAACGUCUUAAACAACGGCAACAGGAAAUCAUGCGUCAGCAAGAACUGAUGCUUCGACAGAGCACCACCGAUGCAGCGAUGGAUCCAUUCUUAUCAGGAAUCAAUGAACAACACGUGCGUCAAGAGAGCGCAGACAGUGGUCUCGGUCUUGGUUCUGCUUACUCCCUUCCUCACACUCCGGAAGAUUUCCUUGCAAAUAUCGACGACAAUAUGGAUGGUACAAGCGACGGAGGUGCACCUAUGGAAACUCCAGAUCUUUCUACUUUGAGCGACAAUAUUGAUUCCACCGACGAUCUUGUCCCAUCGUUACAGUUGAGCGAGGAUUUCAGUAGCGACAUUUUGGACGACGUGCAAUCGCUGAUAAACCCUAACACGACAAAACCUGAAAACGUGCUGACGUGGCUGUAGUGUGCGGAGAGAGGGAAUUGUCUAUGACAGGCAAGCAAUUGAUGAAAUCGACUCGAUAACAAAACAAAAAAGUAACAAAAAAAUAAGAAACGAAACAACAAUAUCACAAUUUUAAUACGUCUAAACUGAAUGGAACGAUUCUAGAGGAUCUUUACCAGUAAUGACUAUUCCAUUAAGAAAACAAAAACGAAACAGGAACAGAACAAAAGGAAAAAAAAAACCGGAAAAACGCACGUGAAACGAGAAAAUUUUAAAGUUUAAGUAGAAAUGAAAGGAGAGCCUUAAUUGCAACGCGCUAUGCUCAACGUAUAAUACGAAUCAUGUAUACAGGAAUAUUUUGUAGGGUGUCCUAAAAAGUGUUCGCGUUAAAUCGUAAGAUCGUGUUCCAAAUAAGGAUUUCUUUCUUAGCUGCCAUGUUUAUCGUGCGAGGAAAAGUGGUGGCUAAAAAAAGAAGAUGGAAAUGUUAAAAGAUUCGAAGCCUCUGGAAUCUAGUGUUCAUGGCAAGCUUGUUUGAGUCUUCCUGAAAAGAUGCGUUUGAGAAUUUUAAGCAGGCCGUUUAAUUAGUAUCGAGGCUUCCCGACAAUUGAAAAACACUUGUCUAUCUUUUACUUCUUCUUCUUUUUUUUUUACCACCUGUUGAAACACGAUGAUUAAAGCUCUUGGAAUCUUGGAACAAAAGGAACACGAUCUUCGAUCGUGUGUAGAAUUUCGAGGAUUUUUUUAUUUCUGGGAUAUCUUGCACGAUGUAAAUGAACAUUGUAUUCGGGUCUUUCUCUUUCUCUCUUAAUUAUUAGAGCGUUCGAGCGUUUGUAUGUUUUCUUUUUUUUUUUUUGUAUGCGUGUAUGAGUGCAUUCGUGGUCCCCCUCCCCCGAAUCCCCGACAUUUUGUAUAUAUAUAAGUUUGUAUUUCUAUUUACUAAAGCAUUGUACGAGAGGGAGCGAGAGAGAGGACUGAAUAUUUUGCCUAAUAAUAUUUAAAUGUGCGUUUACGCUCAUCAUCAUUGAAGGAAGAAAAAGAAAGGAGAGCGCGACGGUGUGUAAGCUCGAUUUAUUAUAUCUUCCCGAUAGUAAGAAGAUAGGACAAGUUGAAUUGUUGUUUAAUUAUAUUUAUAAUCAACGUUGGUUUAUACAAUGAGGAGAAAAUCUGGUAUCAUGACAUACUAGAUUUUUUUUUUGAACGGUACACAUAUAGGAUCUCGCGUGUGAUUAGAAGAAGAAAUUCUCUUUUAACACUUUGACGGCCGUAUCUUUUUAUACCUAACAGGAGAGAUUAUUCGUAGAAUUAUAUUUCAGAGUUUUAUUCGCAAAGUAUAUUACAAAAAAAAAAAAAAAAAAAAAGAAUGAUGACGUCGGCCGUCAAAGCGUUAGAAACCACCAUACCUGAUGUGUUCACGGGAUUUCAAGGUAUCAAUUGAAAAUUCGUGAAACGUUUAACGUGUAACGAAAUGCAAAAUAAGUGCAAUUAUUAUAUGAAGAAGAAAAAUGAUACGCUACCGUGUAGAAGGAUAAAGGGGUGGGGAGGGGGAAAGAAAAAAUGGAAGAGAGGUGAUAUUUUAUUCGUUGAUUACAUUAUAAACGGUGAUCUUUGUGCGAUGUUUACGGAAGCAAAAUGAGCGACGUCUAAAAGUAUCGAAGCAUUUUUAAACACACACUGUUGCCUAUAACUUGAAAGUUGGCAUACGGAGCAAAUCAUGUUUACCGUGUGUUGUGUGUAUCAUUCAGAUUCGAAACAGAUUUUCUUCGAAUCGUCGUGUCCAAAGUAUAUACAUGUAUAUAUACACACACAUUUAUAUACAUACACUGCAAUCGAGUGUCGAUAAUGCUCAGACUAAUUUUACAAAGCGAAUUAAUGCUUGAACGAAGUGCCUUUUCAUUGCAAUCGAUUAGUUAAAAAACAAAAAAAAAAAAAAGAAACGACGAUCUAAUUAAACAAAUCGUCACCUUUCAAAGCAAUAACCGUCCAUACGAGAUGUUUACGUGAACAUGUGGUAAUUGUUAAAAUAGGCAAACAUUUUUUCUUUUUUUUUUUUUUUAAAAACCCUUUUUAAACACGGUAAUUAUAUAGAACAGGAAAAACCUUACCGAUUUCGUCCUGUUUCAUACAAUUAUCUGAAAUACUUCGAAGAGGGGAACACAAAAUAUGAAUAUAUAUAUAUUUUUUUUAUAUAUAAAGUCUAUACUUGUUACGAAUUGCAGUUAUAUUGGUAUUUUGAGAAGAAGAAAGGAAAAAAAAACACUUGUUAGAUUGUAAAAUUCUCUUACGUUUUAUACUACAUUACAGUUAUAAUUAUGGAGAUUACAGAAAGAAAAAGGAGAGAGAGAGUAUAUGAUAUUUAUAGAUUAUCUUUAAAUAUCUCUUUUAGUGUUAAGGAUCAUUUCGCCUUUAAACUCGUCCCCCAUUUUUUUCGGGAAAGAAAGAAAGAAAGAAAGAAAAAGAAAGAAAGAAAGAAGAGGCCGUUGAUCUUCUACUAGUGUCUGUUUCCCGUGAAACAAACACGUGUAGUUAAUUGUUAAUUAAAAAGAGGAGAUAAUACGCGUAUAUUUAGUUACAUGUGGCAGCUUGAAAACAAAAGCAGCAGAGGUUGACGUAACUAUUUUCUUUUUUCUUUCGUUAGCGCGAAAAUGAGGCGACGAUAAGCGGUACCAGUGAUAACGAUCGCUCUAUCAAAUGUAUCCUUUUUCCAUAAAAAAGAAACUGUUUUAUUUUUUUGCCAGUAAUCAAAAUAUUUAUUAUGCAAUGUAACGAAUGAAAAACUUGAAUUUUCAAUCAUUUUAAUUAUAACGUGCCUUAUGAAAUACGCUCAUAUCCACAGUGGCAAUUAAUGAACAUUUUUUAAUGUUUUCUGUAUAUUUAAUAGUUACGUCUACACUCAAAGCGAUUGUUUUAUCGAUUUGUAAUUUCGUUACGUAGAUGUAUAAAUAGAGAAUCGUGUAAAGAGCUCUUCCAACUUUUCUUACGUUAAGGAAAAGUUUAGGAAGAUGCGUAAUUAUUAAUUAGAAUAUCGUUUUUUUUUUUUCGAUGUUAUCAUUCGCGAGCACGGUUUUCACCGAUUUUUCUGUUGUAACGCUAGCCGUGCGAGCGAGGAGAGCGAGUAUUCGACCUCUUUCUUUUUUUUUUUUAAUUUUUUUUUAAGGGAAUAAUAAAACGAUCAUGUAAUAUCCAUUCGAUAUUUUGUGUUACUAUCUGUAUUAUUCGACUGAGACUUGGAAUGCGAUCGCUGUUACAGUUAAGUGUGUCGAUACAAAGAGUAAAAAAAAAAUAGAAUUUGUUUUAUCAACGUUUACGACUGUCGCGAAGUUGAGACGAUUAAUUAAUUGUUUUAUCAAAUCUGCGGGUAUUUUGCGGUUUCAUGAAUCAUAAGUGUCUGCUUUUUAUCUUGCGAUUCAACAUUAAUAGUGAAUGUUAUUUUUUAUUUAAUUGCUAGUUAUUCGAAAAUACUAAAGAUUCUAUUGUAAUUGUUACGUAUACUUGUAGAAAUUAAAUUCAAGUAGUUUUCUUUUUUUUACGUCUGUAAUAAUGAUACCGAUGAUUCACGAAACCUUCCAAUUCGAUUGUUAAUAUGUUGACGAUGGUUCAGUUUUUGCGAGCGAAGAAAUUUUAUAUGUUUAAUCAUGUCGAGAGGCACAAACGUGUUUUAUUUUCAUCAAUUAACACCUUACCUACCAUAGUCUAGCUUCCGAAUGGUUAAGGUGUUAAAGUCCACUAUGUUUUUUGUUAUCAGCUUUGCGAGGAAAAAAAUUGUUGUUCUGUGUGUUGUGAGAAAAAUGCAAAAAAAAAAAUAUGUUUAAAAAUGUUACCCUAUCGUAAACGAUGUACCAUAAUUUCGUCAAUGUCGAUGCGUUUACUUUAGACGCGAUAGCUUCCAGGCGUGUCAGGUCAGAUACAUUUUAAUGUAUUAUUUUUAAUUGCCUAGUUAACGAUAAUAUUAAUAUUACCAUACCGUAUCUUGCUUUUAGUCUAAACUCAAUUUAGUUGUUACGUUUUCAGGGGUAACUUGGGGAGGGUGGGAGGGGAACGAGGGGUUGUAGAAUCGAAAGAAGAAAGGGGGAAAGAAACAAGAAACAGAAUCUUUUUUUGCGAAGUGCCUUAAGAUAGAAGAAAAAAAAUAUUGCGGUGAAAUUGAAUGAAAUUUCACGGGAAUUGUUUUCUGUUUAAUUAGCAAUCGAUUAUAACGGUAACAGAUUAUUGAACGAAAAAUCCACGAAGCUGCUUGAUUUUUUAGGUGGCCUGAGAAAACUAAAAACAAAUCGUAACAUCUGAGAUUAUAUAAUACCGAGAAGCAAUUAGUUGUUUAAUAUCAGUAUUUAAAUAUGCUCAUUGGCAAUAAUUUGUGACGUACACUUUUUAUAUCGGUAACAAGUGCCUUAGUAAUAACGAUAAUGAUAAAUAUAUUGUUUACUUACGUACUGACAAA